AUGGUAGUGGGUGAAAGCGGUCUCGGUAAGUCCACUUUGAUCAACACUUUGUUCAAUCGUGAACUUUAUGCUGAGAAAGAGGCCCGUAAUCCGGGCGACGAACCGGCCAGCUCGGUGCGCAUUGAGACUGUUUCUACGGAUAUCGAAGAAAACGGCGUUAAACUGCACUUGACUGUUGUUGAUACGCCCGGAUUUGGUGAUGCUUUGAACAACGUGGAUUCAUGGAGAGUGAUUGUAGACGAGAUCAACUCGCGUUUCGACCAAUAUCUGGAAGCUGAAACCAAGAUCAAUCGCACCAACAUUGCUGACAACAGAGUGCAUGCUUUGCUUUACUUUAUUGAGCCAACCGGCCAUGCUUUGAAGAGUCUGGACAUUACGUUCAUGAAACAGGUUCAUGAAAAAGUCAAUCUGAUUCCGGUCAUCGCAAAAUCAGACACCAUGACCGAGGACGAGGUUCUAGAGUUCAAGACGCGUAUUCUGGACGAUAUCAAGAACCAGGGAAUCAAUUACUUUGUUCCUGAGCAAUUCGACAACGAAGAUGACGAGACUGUCAGUUCCACAGAGGAGAUCCUGUCACGCAUCCCAUUUGCCAUUGUGGGUUCUACCAAAGAGCUACAAACUGAGGAUGGAAGGAUUGUCAGAGGCCGGAGCUACCCAUGGGGUAUUGUUGAGGUAGACAACGAAGACCACUGCGACUUCAUCAAGCUGCGUCAAUUGUUGAUCCGCAAUUUCCUGGAGGAUCUCAAGGAGAAGACCUCCAAGAUUCUGUACGAGAACUAUAGAAGCGAAAAACUCAAACGUCUUGGAAUUGAACAGGAUGACUCUGUUUUCCGCGAGUUUGACCCUGUCGUGAAACAGGAGGAGGAACGUGCGUUACACGAGGCUAAGCUGGCUAAGAUGGAGGCUGAGAUGAAGUCUGUUUUCCAGCACAAGGUGAGCGAGCGCGAGAAAAAGCUGCAGAAGUCAGAGGCUGAGCUUUUCACGAGGCACAAAGAGAUGCGCGAGAAGCUCUUAAAGCAAAUCAAAAUGCUCGAAGAGAAGAAGCGUGAUCUCGAGAAUUUGCGUGUGGCGCCGGCUUCUGAGCCUACCGCCAGCCAGCCCUCAAAGUCGCGUAAGGGCUUUUUGCGUUGA
Kuraishia capsulata CBS 1993 is the source of this 1131-nucleotide messenger RNA. RefSeq lists its product as uncharacterized. Gene Ontology annotation, cellular component: septin ring; cytosol; septin complex. The transcript has a single exon. The record is from RefSeq and is a predicted model, not a curated record. Bases 1 to 1131 code for a protein of 376 amino acids. Lineage: Eukaryota; Fungi; Ascomycota; Pichiomycetes; Pichiales; Pichiaceae. Gene Ontology annotation, biological process: cytoskeleton-dependent cytokinesis. Gene Ontology annotation, molecular function: molecular adaptor activity; GTP binding; GTPase activity.